GUCGCUUGUCGGUGCCGUUUGUUGGUGCGCGGGGUUUUUUUUGAUAGCUUAAAAUUGGAAUAUAUACAUGAAUUUGCUAAGCAGCCGAAGCAAGAAGUUUAUAUUAUAAAAAGAAAAAGAAGAAAAAUCCCAUAAAUUUCACUGUGAUUUGAUCGGUAAAUUUGCUUAUUUAUUAAGCAUUCUGGUGAAUGCAAAAAAGCCGAAUACUCAUCGAGCUCGCGACAAACACACAGAUAUACACACACAUUCACACACAAUUCGGUUCUGAAGCGCAAGCCACCUACAAAUUCCUCAUAAAAAUACUACACGUGAAUUGCGAAUGCAUAUGAGAAAGAUACAAAUAGAAAAUCAAAAUCUAAGCAGAAGAAAAAUUGUUAGUGAAGUGUAGUGUUGUGUAGUGCUGUGCUGUGAAGUGAAGUGAAGAGGAAGGCAGAAGUAGUGGUGACCUGUGCGCCUGUAGUUGUUGUGCUUUCUAUCCGUGUGUGUUUCCCUCCCCCAUUUUGCUGGCGCAAGUGUGAAGAGCAUAGCAGUAUCUCCUCGCUAUGGGUAAACAAAAGAUCUACUGUGCGAAAUGCACGAAAAAAUGCUCCGGCGAAGUGCUGCGCGUGGCUGACAAUCAUUUCCACAAGGCGUGCUUCCAGUGCUGCCAGUGCAAGAAGUCCUUGGCCACCGGCGGCUUCUUUACAAAGGAUGGCGCCUACUAUUGCAUACCCGACUAUCAGCGACUGUAUGGCACCAAGUGCGCCACCUGCCAGCAGUAUGUGGAGGGCGAGGUGGUCAGCACCAUGGGCAAAACGUACCAUCAGAAGUGCUUCACGUGCUCCAAGUGCUCGCAGCCCUUCAAGUCCGGCAGCAAAGUGACCAACACCGGCAAAGAGGUGCUCUGCGAGAAUUGCGUCUCCGGUGGCGCCCCAGCCACGGGCAGCGCCACCGCAUCGCCAGCCCGUCAAGCGGCUGUGACGUCACCCGCUCCGCCGGCCGAGAGUCCCACACGGGCGACAGCGCAUCAGCAGGUGACGAGCGGCGUGCUGUCGCAUAAGGCGCACCUCAAGGAGGACUACGAUCCGAACGAUUGCGCCGGCUGCGGGGAGCUGCUGAAGGAGGGCCAGGCGCUGGUCGCAUUGGAUCGGCAGUGGCAUGUGUGGUGCUUCCGUUGCAAGGCGUGCAAUGCGGUGCUGAAUGGCGAGUACAUGGGCAAGGAUGCGGUGCCGUAUUGCGAGAAGUGCUACCAGAAGAGCUUUGGCGUGAAGUGCGCCUACUGCAAUCGCUUCAUCAGCGGCAAGGUGCUGCAGGCCGGCGAUAAUCAUCACUUCCAUCCAACGUGCGCUCGCUGCACCAAGUGCGGCGAUCCAUUCGGCGAUGGCGAGGAAAUGUACCUGCAGGGCAGCGCCAUUUGGCAUCCCCGCUGCGGUCCCGGUCCCUCCGAGUCGGGCAUCAUACUCAAUGGCGGAGGCGGAGCUGGUGGCAGGCCAGGCACAACCACAUCGGUCACGGGUGGCGCCUCGAAUGGCAACUUCACAGACACCGAAUGUGAUCGCAUGAGUUCGAGUGCGCUCAGCGAAAUGUACAUCCGCUCCAGAACACCGAGUUUUAAUGGUUCACUUUAUUCCAGUAGCCGCAAGCAUUAUCGCACCGUCAGCCCGGGGCUGAUACUGCGCGAGUAUGGACGACCCAUUGGCGAGGAUAUAUCGCGCAUCUAUACCUACAGCUAUCUGACAGAUGCGCCGCAUUAUCUGCGCAAGCCGAUCGAUCCAUAUGACAAGACACCGCUGUCACCGCAUUUCCAUAGGCCCGCCUCCUAUGCCACGACCGCUAGCAAUGCCGGCUCCGUUGCCGGCAGUCGUCCCCCAUCGCGUCCACAUUCGCGCACGCGCAGCGCCAUGAAGGUGCUGGUGGAUGCUAUCCGAUCGGAGACGCCGCGGCCCAAGAGUCCGGGCAUGAACAACGAGGAGCCCAUUGAGCUGUCGCAUUAUCCGGCCGCCAAGAAGCCGCCACCAGGCGAACAGCCCAAAAUCGAGCGAGAUGAUUUCCCAGCACCUCCCUAUCCCUACACGGAUCCCGAGCGCCGGCGACGCUACAGCGAUACGUACAAGGGAGUCCCUGUUUCGGAUGAUGACGAUGAUGUGGAGAACGAGGAUGGCGAGAAUGGCAAACAAACCAAUGGCAAGGCCAAGAAUGGCGAGGAGCAAACGCGCCUGCAACGUGAGGCUGAACAGCUGGAGAAACUCAACUCGGGCAUUGGCUCUGUGAUUGCCAAGGAUCUGAAAGAGCAUGCCAAGUACAGGAAAUGGAAGCAAAACAAUUUAGAUCCACGCAAUGCUUCACGCACGCCGUCAGCCUCCAAGGAGCCCAUCUACAAGUUGAGAUAUGAAUCGCCCAUUGGCGCAUCGCCUUCACGCAAUCUGGACCACCAGAAGCCAUUCUAUGAGGAUGAGAUGUUCGAUCGCUCGACCAGUUAUCGCGGCUCCCUGGGCAAAUCUCUGGGCAAUGCGCCCAGCUACAAUGUGGUGAGUGCGCUGCGUCAUGUGCCCAAACCUGGAUACGGCUUGGCUCCACGCUCUCACACAUUCAGUUCCACAACAUCAGCCGCCGUCACGAUGCAUGGUGCCACUGAUUUCUCCUAUGGAGGUUUGGGUGACAAAACACAUAGCACAGAUCUGAGCUGCGGCAAAUCAGAGGCUUCAGUGGAUUCGAUUACUGAGGGCGAUAGGCGUGCUCUGAUGGGCGGCGAUCUGCCCGCCUCGAGCACAUACUCGGGCGCCUUGUCCUAUCACUAUCCGCAGGCGGGACUCAUUCGACGCAGUUUGCCCAACAUGGCGCACUCGAUGCUGGUGCACGAGCCUGCCAAAAUCUAUCCCUAUCACAUUUUGCUAAUUACGAACUAUCGUCUCCCAUCAGACGUUGAUCGCUGCAACCUGGAGCGUCACUUGUCAGACAUCGAGUUCGAGCACAUUUUGCAGUGCGCCAGAUCCGAAUUCUACAGGCUGCCCCAGUGGAGGCGCAAUGAGCUCAAGCGACGUGUGAAGCUCUUCUAAAUGCUACAGCCUGGAUAGAACCAGAUCCAGAUUGGCUAUUUGUGACGAAACCAAAUUAAACAAAAGAAAAAACAAUUACCUAAUCAUUUGAGGGUUCUUAACUAUAAAACAAAUGGCAGCAAAGCAAAACAGCAACAACAACAUCAAAAACAAUACAAAAGUUAAUGAAUUGAUAAAACUAUGCUAAUUUCACAGCCAGUUUUGAAACACGCUUUAAAUAUAUAAUUGAAAGAAAGGGAAAUAGUUACAUUUGAAGUGCGGACUGCAGCAAUCGCAGAUCCAGUUUAUUUUUUUAAGCAUUAGUUGCGCAGAUAACUAUUUAAAUUCUAUAAGAAAACCAAAAAAAAAAAGAA
Drosophila nasuta is the source of this 3388-nucleotide messenger RNA. It is a transcript of the gene Unc-115a, whose product is annotated as actin binding LIM protein Uncoordinated 115a. The transcript has 10 exons. Gene Ontology annotation, biological process: cytoskeleton organization; lamellipodium assembly. Gene Ontology annotation, molecular function: actin filament binding. Gene Ontology annotation, cellular component: actin cytoskeleton. The record is from RefSeq and is a predicted model, not a curated record. Lineage: Eukaryota; Metazoa; Arthropoda; Insecta; Diptera; Drosophilidae. The coding region runs from base 543 to 3035 and encodes 830 amino acids.